Messenger RNA from Pangasianodon hypophthalmus (striped catfish), 1840 nucleotides. It is a transcript of the gene rassf7b, whose product is annotated as Ras association domain family member 7b. The record is from RefSeq and is a predicted model, not a curated record. Bases 287 to 1570 code for a protein of 427 amino acids. Gene Ontology annotation, biological process: signal transduction. NCBI's taxonomy places the organism in Eukaryota, Metazoa, Chordata, Actinopteri, Siluriformes, Pangasiidae. The transcript is spliced from 6 exons.
CAUAGCGUAGUAGUUAGAAGAGGAAAGAAGGAGAAAGAGAGUCACUUUCUGACGCUUAGACAGCCUCACUGUCUAUAUGUAGUAGAAAACAGCAUAACACCUGUUGGACAUUAUUGGAUUUUUUUUCUUUUACCUUACCUACAGAGCAGUAUUGAAGGUGGCUGAUAGUUUCUUUGGUUUUGCUCAGAAUGGUGAUUGGAAAAGCUCUCGCUCAGGAGAGAGGCUUCAGCUGUAAGCAGGACGCUGCCAUGUGAAAGGAAUUGCUGCAUGAAGCUCAUACACAGAGAUGGAGCUAAAGGUGUGGGUGGACGGCGUGCAGCGCGUAGUCUGCGGCCUGUCCGAAGAGACAUCCUGUCAGGAUGUGGUCAUCGCUCUUGCUCAGGCAAUAGGACAAACAGGUCGCUAUGUCCUGGUCCAGAAGCUGAGGGACAAAGAACGUCAGCUUGUUGCUAAUGAGCGUCCUCUGGAAGCCCUGGCCAAACUAGGCCAGUUGAGCAGUGAAGUACAGUUCAUCCUGCGGCGCACUGGACCCACCAGCAGCGAGGGCUCCGACCUGGACCGAGUGCCUUCCUUCCCAAAACUCCUGGAACCAGAACCUCCGAAGAGUAAAGUGCCCAAGAAGGCUCUCAGCUUCAACCUGGGGCCAUCUACCUCUUCACAACCUUUUGUUAGUCAACCCAAAAAUGUGCCAAAGGACUCUCCAGAGCAACGAGUGCCCCAUGGUCCUCCUGGAUCAUCCCAUGCCCAAGCUGGCCCGUCCAAAGAAGAGGUCUUCCGGCAGAUUCUUCAGCAGCAGAGCAGAUUGCAGGAUCUCCAGGCCCACUUGGAAGCUCUGGAAAAGCAGGCCUGGGUUUUAGAGCAACCUUCACCUCCGAGCUUUUCCCCAGACCUUAUAGAGGAGAUGAACUAUCUGGAAGACAAAUUUAGGCACAGUGAGGCAGAACUGGCCCAUGGGGAGUACUGGGAGUCUGAGUAUCACUCUGAGGUUCAGAAAGAACAAAGCAUGCUCAAACAACUAAGAGAGCUCAAUGUAGCUCUAGAUGAGCACAGCAGGAGGAUUCAUGACACAGAAACCCAGUCUGGGAGACUCGAGCGUGACAUCCAUCUACAAGAGAACAGGCAAAAUGGUAUGCGUCACACACAGGCUAAUGUGGAGCAAUCUCUUGGACAGGUCAGGGCACAGCUAAGUGCAGUGCAGCAUCAGGGAUCUGAACUGAGUUCUUCCCUUGAGGAGACAGAAGACGCUCUCAAAAUGGCAGAGGAACUGCUGCAGGCUAAGAGCAGGGAGCUGGAUGAACUAAAUAAGGAACUACGGCAGUGUAAUCUCCAGCAGUUCAUCCAGCAGACAGGAGUUCCUUCACCUCAGCUCAGUGUCCCAGCAGAUGACCUAGACCUUGCUUACCUCAUGCCAGAUGGACAGAGCGAUGAAGACUCAAAUCACUCAGUGUUAGAGUUCAACCCUCGCACCACUGCCAAGCAGAUCCUGAAUAAUCCUCGCAGUCUGCAAAACCCGCUGGUGUCCAGCCUCCAUCCAGAGGUCCUGCAAUCGAGAGAGGUGUCAUGGCGAUAAAGAUGGGAUUACAAGCCUGAGGAUCUAGUCACUUUAUGUCCUGUCUAUAUAAUAUGAUUUUCUAAUUAAGUAUAUGUUGUAUUGUACCAUUUGAUAAAAUCUGUUUGUGAAAAUGUUAUGUGGAAGCACAUGUAUGUAAAUAUUGUUAUCUUUGUAAUUAUUAAAUAGCUUAAGAUAACUGUUCAAUGUAUUUUAUAAAAGUUGUAUUUUCAUUCAUGAUUUCUAAACACAUCUAUAAACAACUUGCAUUAUUAAACAACAUACAAAAUA